Molecule: messenger RNA, 2354 nt
Organism: Cloeon dipterum
Lineage: Eukaryota; Metazoa; Arthropoda; Insecta; Ephemeroptera; Baetidae
Product: protein GPR107
Exons: 13
Coding region: 55-1746 (563 amino acids)
Biological process (GO): transport
Cellular component (GO): Golgi apparatus; membrane
Source: RefSeq, a predicted model, not a curated record
UUGAGCUGUUAGUUUCAGGCCGUCCCCAAAGAGGCGCGGUCACUAACAACAAAAAUGGCGAGGUACACUUUGAAACGUCAAAAAAUAUAUCAUGCAUUGUUUCUCUUCCUAUGUCUGUUUGUCACCGCUGAAGCGAGAAAGCAUAGACUGGAAAUAACAGAAGAUUAUCGCCGAUUCAUUGCCCUGAGCACCUUUGGAUUUUACAAAGGUGGCCAACUGGAGGUGAAGAUGGAGAAUUUCAUCUUGAAGCAAAACGGCCCGGAUAAACCAUUGUGUGGCUUCACUUUCGACCGAACUGUCAGUGAUGCGAUGAAUCCCUACUUGGAGAACCACCUUGACCGGUGUCCAUUAAGGGAGCGGGAAAGUCUGAGCCAGGACACGGUCACUUUCAUCAUGGACCUCAAUGAGAAGAGCCCAUUUCUUCGAGUGAAUUGCAGCAGUACUCUUCAAACGAUUCGCAUUUACAAGAAUAAGACAAUGAUUCCUACAAUUAAGGGCCAUACAAGUGACUCAACCUUGUUCAACCAGAGGAAAAGGAGGGAGAUGGGUCUACCAGUUGAAAAUGUUCCUCAUGAACCGGCAGCUUCUCCUGUAACAGAUUCAUCCACUUCGUGCUCUGACACUAUUAUUCCAAUUACUCGGAAUCGAAAUGGAGGGUCUUACAACAUUUACUUCAUCAUUGUAAUUGCUACUGAACAAGAUGAAGGCCUCUACAACUUCUACUACCACACCUGCCCUCGCAAUAUGGACGUUUAUGCAGCCAGCAGUUUCCUGAUUGAAUUGGAAGAGUUAAACAAAAACAACUACCUUUCUGCUGGAGAAAUGCCCCUUCCUGCCUUAUACUUCAUGAUGUCUCUUCUGUUCUUCCUCUCAGGAAGCUUUUGGGUUUUCAUCAUCAGCAAAAGCAAGCACCCUGUCUUCAAGAUCCACUACUUGAUGGCUGUCUUGGUUUAUUUGAAGUCCCUGUCCUUGCUGUUCCACAGCAUCAACUUCCACUUCAUUGAGAUCUCAGGCACUCACGUUGCCACCUGGGCUGUACUUUACUACAUCGCUCAUUUGCUGAAAGGAGCGGUUCUGUUCAUCACCAUCAUUUUGAUUGGAACUGGGUGGACCUUCAUCAAACACAUUCUGUCUGACAAAGACAAGAAAAUAUUCAUGAUCGUCAUUCCGCUGCAGGUGUUGGCCAAUGUUGCUGAAAUCAUCAUUGAAGAGUCUGAGGAAGGUGACAUUGAGUACCACACAUGGCGAGAUGUUUUCAUUCUAGUCGAUCUGCUCUGUUGCGGCGCUAUUCUCUUCCCUGUUGUAUGGUCUAUUCGGCACCUUCAGGAAGCGUCACAGACAGAUGGUAAAGCUGCGAUCAACUUGAGGAAACUCAAAGUCUUCCGACACUUCUACGUCAUGAUUGUUUGCUACAUAUAUUUUACCAGAAUCAUCGUUUAUCUUCUGAAGAUAACGGUGCCAUUCCAAUAUGAAUGGUUGGAUGAGAUGUUCCGUGAGAUGGCGACCUAUGUGUUUUUCGUUCUCACUGGAUACAAAUUUAGACCGGCCUCAGCCAAUCCUUACUUCCAGGUCCAGUAUGAUGAUGAUGAUGAAGAAGUUGAUAUAGUGGUGACACAAAGCGGUCUCACUGAAGGGCUUACAAAUUUGGCCAGACUGAAAGCCCAUUCUUCGACAGUAGAUUCAGGAGACGAGGAAGAAAAGGAUAAUCUUCUUUCCAAGAGAGAAAGUAGUCAUGAGUACGACUGAAAGUUUAAUUAUUGGACUGUGAGGUAGGUUAGUAAGAGCAAUGCAAUCUUUAAUUAUAUGCGUAAAAAGCUUGUAAUUGAAUACACAUGAUCCAAAAGAAACCUGGAAUCAACAUUCUAGGCUGAAAUUAACCCAAACAACUAAAUAGCAAUUUUUAUCACACCAUCGUAUUAUAAUGUAAAGUACUUUUGAACAUAGUAACUUAAUUCAACAAGCACCAACGUUAUUAUCUAUACAGUCACGCACGUUCCAUGCUCACAACAAACAAUUUUUAGGGUGUAUAGGGAUGACACAAUGAUAACUGCUCUUUCAUCAUUAAAAUGUGAAAAUGCAAUUUAAGAAGCCAUUCAAACAGGCUCUAACCUACACAGUGCUUUAUUAAAAAGUAUAGUCUUAAAUUUUUAUAUUCUCGCUUAAUAAUGAUCCAGUCAUGAGUGCAGGUUUGAAUGAAACAUGUUUCCAAAUUUGAGAGGUGAGCGAUAUGUAUGUUGAAUAUUUUGUGUCUGGUUGCACUGAAUAGUAAUGUUCCAAUUAUUGUAAUGAUUUUAUUUCCACUUUGAUUGUAUAAUGUGUCUAGAAACUGAAAUAUUAUAAAUUUUGAAAAAUCA